AUGAGCCGCAGCAGCUCAGCCCGCUGUGGAACCACACAGAGGACCCUCCUCGCUGCGACCUCGGCGAGGUUCGACGAGUCCGACGUGGCCUCUCAGCAGGCUAUAUCAAUCAGCUACGGUAAUCGGGCCAUUCGCGAGGCCAACGCAGCCCGUGCUAGAGCCGCAAAUGCUCGACGGGAAUCUGACGAGGCGAUUGAACCGCGAGAUUCACGACUUAGGAACCCCCCGCCGCGCGAGUUUUCAUCUCGCGCGGCAGACGAGCCUCCCCUGGUGGUCAUUCCUUAUAGACCUGCCGAACCCCCGCCCUCCUCGUUCAUCGCUUACGCCGACACACCACUCCACGACGUCGCUCCACGUAGUCUCCCACAGUCAUCAACGCGCGCGCUCCCGACGCGCGCGGCGGCGUCGUCAGCUCCGGCGCAGCGGACGGUGCAGCUUAUUCAUCCAUCUCUUCCCUAUUACGAAAACAGGCCGGGUCCCUCUCCGGAGGACGUGCUCGCUCGCCGUGGCUUGUCUGCUCCGGCGAAGCCGACGUGCAGUGCCCUAGGUCUCCCCGGUGGACGUUCAGUGGAUCUGCCGACCCCCGCCCUCCUCGUUCAUCGCUUACGCCGACACAUCACCCUCUUCACGCUCCACGACGUCGCUCCAUGUAGUCACCCACCGCCAUCAACGCGCUCCCGACGCGCGCGGCGGCGUCGUCAGCUCCGGCGCAGCGGACGGUGCAGCGUGUUUAUUCGUGAGGCCAAUGCAGCCCGUGCUAGAGCCGCAAAUGCUCGAUGGGAAUCUGACGAGGCGAUUGGUGAGACCCCCCCGCUGCGCGAGUUUUCAUCUCGCGCGGCAGACGAGCCUCCCCCGGUGGUCAUUCCUUAUAGACCUGCCGACCCCCCGCCCUCCUCGUUCAUCGCUUACGCCGACACACCACUCCACGACGUCGCUCCAUGUAGUCUCCCACAGUCAUCAACGCGCGCGGCGGCGUCGUCAGCUCCGGCGCAGCGGGCGGUGCAGCUUAUUCAUCCAUCUCUUCCCUAUUACGAAGCCAGGCCGGGUCCCUCUCCGGGGGACAUGCUCGCUCGCCGUGGCUUGUCUGCUCCGGCGAAGCCGACGUGCAGUGCCCUAGGUCUCCCCGGUGGACGUUCAGUGGAUCUGCCGACGUCCCCGCCCUCGUCGGUGUUCGUCCCCUACGUCGAUACGCGACCGUCUUCACACUCCAUGACGUCACGCCAUGUAGUCACCCACCGCCAUCAACGCGCUCCCGACGCGCGCGGCGGCGUCGUCAGCUCCGGCGCAGCGGACGGUGCAGCGUGUUUAUUCGUGAGGCCAAUGCAGCCCGUGCUAGAGCCGCAAAUGCUCGACGGGAAUCUGACGAGGCGAUUGGUGAGACGCUCGCUGGCGCUCACUGGCCGUGCCUUGUCUUCACUCGCGUAUCUCAACGCACUCCCGACGCCCGCGGCGGUAUCGUCACCUCUGGCGAGGCGGACUUGGCCCUUACCCCCCUCCGGUGGACAUCCCUUAGACCUGCAGACCCCUGCCGCCAAAAAAGUGCUCACCGUCCAUGCACUCCUCAUCGCCUCCACUUACCACUUCGAGUCUUUCAGAUGCGCGCCGGAAGGAGCCAGCGCGACAUAUACAUCCGCCGUAGUGCUCCACGCCGUCGUCAGAACGCGCGCCACAGCGAUGCUGGUGCGGAUUCAAUGUCCAUCUCGAAAACGCCUACACGUGUCGCCCGCUCUUCCCUAUUAUGAAGACAGGCCGAGUCUCUCUCCGGAAGACAUUCGUGCUCACUGGCCGUGGCUUGUCUGCUCCGGCGAAGCCGACGUAUGCAGUACCCUAGGUCUCCCCGGUGGUCAUUCCUUAGACCUGCCGACCCCCGCCCUCAUCGGUUCACCCACCGUCAUCAACGCGCGCGGCGGCGUCGUCAACUCCGGCGAAGCGGACGGUGCAGCGCGUUUAUCAUUCUCUUCCCUAGACAGGUUUCCUUCCGGUGGACAUUCGUCAGACCUGCCGACCGCCGCCCUCAUCGGUGUCCGCUCCCAUCCAUCGCUUCCAUCGACACGCGCUGGCGCAUCGUGA
This is a messenger RNA of Sparassis crispa, 2070 nucleotides long. RefSeq lists its product as hypothetical. The transcript is spliced from 9 exons. The coding region runs from base 1 to 2070 and encodes 689 amino acids. NCBI's taxonomy places the organism in Eukaryota, Fungi, Basidiomycota, Agaricomycetes, Polyporales, Sparassidaceae. The record is from RefSeq and is a predicted model, not a curated record.